GACCAAUAGACAUAUGUGAGAGGUGCUUGCAGGCUAUGGCGGCAAUAUUCAAGUAAAUUGGUUGGUGAGUUAAUUCCAUCACUAUGACGUCAUACGAGGUGAUAACAGGUUUCGCGGGAGAAUUGAUUGUGUACCUGGACAAGGAUAAUGAAGACAAGAAAAUGAUUGAUGACAUGAAGGAGAUGUGGACGGACAUACAACAACAGCGACAGAAACAACACAAGCACAUACAAACAGCCAUUGAAGAACUGAUAGGACUGAAGGAGGAAGAGCUACAGAAGAACCCCGGAGCUGGCGAGCAGGACGCUGGGGAACACAUGGUAGAGGAGAGGAAGCUGAAGCAGCAGAUCCAGAACACCAAGACAACCAAGGAGGAAACAGAACAUGAGUGCGAAGCCAAAAAUGCCAAUCUAGAACAGCUGCAGCAGCAACGGCAGCAGCUGAAGGCUGAGAGAGACCGCAUCAAGGAUGAAACCAACAUCUCUCUUCCUAAAGCAAGAUAUGAUGUGAACUUAUACAGCCACAUUACAAACAUCCGUUGGCGAUAUGAUUGUCAACCCAAUGAAGUCAUUGGAUAUAUGUGUGACAAAAACAGUGUGCGUCCGUUUUCAUUUGACAGGAACCAGGUGUCGGAUUCCUUCACAGUGAACUAUUUGUGGGACCUAAUGGAGGAAGACUGGUGAAAAUCCAAUGAAUCACAGACUUCGUGAAAACUUUGCUUUGGAUGCACAGGAACAUUUCAGUUCAUUUAACAAAAAUGAACCAACUCGAUGUAUAACUGUACAGAGGCCUUUUCCUUCAAGUUAUCUUGCAGACACAUUUCCAUCAACAGAUUGCUAUGAUUAGACUUUGAAAGCAAACUGAAAAUGCAACUUAACAUUUAAGC
Molecule: messenger RNA, 886 nt
Organism: Haliotis rubra (blacklip abalone)
Lineage: Eukaryota; Metazoa; Mollusca; Gastropoda; Lepetellida; Haliotidae
Product: kinetochore protein Spc24-like
Exons: 5
Coding region: 84-683 (199 amino acids)
Source: RefSeq, a predicted model, not a curated record